AUGGCUACUUUUAAAGGUGCUGCCAGGGAAGCUCAAAGGGCUGCUCUGUUAAUGAAGCAGCGUGAAAAAGAACGUCAGGAGCUGGAACUCCAGAAGAAGAAACUUGAGGCGGAAAUGCGAGUCGGGGAAAUGUCGACAAAGUUUGCCGUACAUUAUGAUGCAAUUGAACACCAAUUGAAGACCAAUACAGUAUCCCCAACUUCUGUUGCCAAUACCUAUGAGUUGACGGAAAAAACUGAAGAACAGCUGGAACCUGAGGAACUCACACCUGUUGCUGAUGAGGAUGUAGCUAAAACUGAGAGUGAGAACCAUGCUAAACGUAGACGUCUGGGGAAAAAUCCAACAGUUGAUACUAGUUUCCUUCCCGAUAUUGACAGGGACGAAGAGGAAAAGCGUUUGAGGGAAGAACUACGAAGAGAAUGGGUAGCAAAGCAGGCUGCUAUUAAAGAGGAGGAAAUACUUAUCACAUACAGCUACUGGGAUGGAUCUGGACAUCGCAAACAAGUUCGAAUGAAGAAGGGUCACUCAGUGCAUUUGUUUUUACAUCGCUGUCUAGAACAACUUCGUAAAGACUUUUCUGAAUUAAAAUCUGCUAGUGCAGAUCAAAUGAUGUAUAUUAAAGAAGAUUUGAUCAUUCCUCAUCAUUAUACAUUUUACGAUUUUAUUGUAACCAAAGCUCGUGGUAAAUCUGGACCCCUAUUCUGCUUCGAUGUUCACGAUGAUGUUCGUCUUCGAAUGGAUGCAAAUGUGGAGAAAGAGGAGUCACAUGCUGGGAAAGUGUGUCUGCGUAGCUGGUACGAGCGUAACAAACACAUAUUUCCCGCUAGUCGAUGGGAGCCCUAUGAUCCUGCUAAGAAUUGGGAUCAGUACACAAUAUCAGAUAAGAUGUCCGCAAAAAUCACUAUCAAGUGA
Heterobilharzia americana is the source of this 912-nucleotide messenger RNA. NCBI's taxonomy places the organism in Eukaryota, Metazoa, Platyhelminthes, Trematoda, Strigeidida, Schistosomatidae. The record is from the annotation of a GenBank genome assembly.